Molecule: messenger RNA, 9393 nt
Organism: Sciurus carolinensis (gray squirrel)
Lineage: Eukaryota; Metazoa; Chordata; Mammalia; Rodentia; Sciuridae
Gene: Eys
Product: eyes shut homolog
Molecular function (GO): calcium ion binding
Source: RefSeq, a predicted model, not a curated record
AUGAUUAACAAUUCAAUCAUCAUUCUGAGCCUGGUAGUUCUCCAUAGUUCCUUUACAAAUGGAAAAACAGCAUGUAAAUGGCAGUCGGUUCAAGAAUGGCAUCCACAACCCUCAUCAUAUGUGGUGAAUUGGACACUAACACACAACAUCUGCAUUAACUUCUACAGAGAUUGCUGGGUUUGGGGUGUAAACACUAAAAUGAAUAUUUCACGCAAUCAAGUUGUUCCCCAGAUAUGCCCUUUGCAGAUUCAAUUAGGAGACAUUCUUGUAAUUUCUUCUGAUCCAUCUCUUCAAUUUUCAGAGAUAAAUUUGAUGAAUGUUUCUGAAGCAUCUUUCAUUGACUGUGUACAAAAUACCACAGCUGAAGAUCAGUUACUUUUUGGUUGCAAACUAAAAGGGAUAAACACUGUUAAUCCACUGUGGCAGAGUGCUGGCACACAUUAUUUUAUCACAGUAAUGGCAAGUGGUCCAUCACUUUGUCAACUGGGACUUCGACUAAAUGUGACAGUCAAAUAGCAGUUCUGCCAAGAAUCUCUAAGUUCAGAAUUUUGCUCUGGGCAUGGUAAAUGUCUUAGUGAAGUUUGGAAGAAGACAUAUAGCUGCCAUUGUCAGACUCCAUUUUAUGGAAAAUACUGCCAAGAACUUGAUACCUGUUACUUUAGACCAUGUAAAAAUAAUGGUAGUUGCAUCAACAAAAAAGAAAAAUGGGGUAAAGAAGGCUACGAAUGUAUCUGUCACCCAUCAUUUACUGGCAGAAAUUUUACAGAAAUAAUUGGCCAAUGUAAACCACAAAUCUGUAUCCAUGGAAACUGCAGUAACAUUACAGCUAGUAGUUUCAUUUGUGAACGCGAUGAACAAUUUACAGGCCCAUUCUGUGAGGAGCUAAUGAAAUCUCCUAUUUCUCAUUCUUGUUCGGACUGCUCUGCUUACAUCUGUGAAUGCUCAGAAGGAUUUUUUAGUCAAAGUUGUGAAACUGAUGUCAAUGAGUGUUCCUCGGCAGCAUGUCAGAAUGGCGCUGGCUUUGUCAAUAUACCAAGUGUAAAUCCGAAUGAUGUUGUGUGUAUAUCAUCACUAACAUAUAUAGGCAAGCUUUGCAAGAUAAAUGAAACAUCACAGAAUUCAUUUUCCUGGAAGAGUAAUGUUGAAUGUAUUAAAUGUGAGGAAGACUACCAAUACAGUUGUAUGCCAGGGUUUACUGGAAAAAACUGUGAGAAAGUAAUUGACCAGUGUAGACUGCUCAGCAUCAACUGUCUGAAUGAAGAAUGGUGUUUCAAUGUAAUUGGAAGAUUCACAUAUAUAUGCAUUUCAAGGUGCACAAAAAAUCCAUUUGGGUUUGUGAAGAAGUUGUACUUAAUUCAUCAGUACUCCUGCUACUGUGGAGUUAUCUGCAAUGAUAUUUGCGAAAACAAAGUCUCUCCUCAAUUUGAAUACGUGUGGAAAUUGGAAUUAACAGGAUCUGAAGAUGAAAAAUGCAAAGUGAUUAUUGAUGUCUUCGUUAUUCUGGCUGCAAACUGCCCAACAGAGAUUUUUGCAAAGAGAUGCAGUUAUUUGAGUGAUGGAGAUAGUCAGGAAUAUUGCUGUCUGUGCAUUCUGAGAGGUGCUGCCAAAAGGUGUCUACAAAAUACAAAUCAAGGGAAUAGAUGCCAACAUGAAGUCAUUUAUAAAGAUGAAGUUAAUACCUCCAGGUGCAGUUGUUCUUUGGGUUACCUUGGCAGAUUCUCUAUUACCAAUGUUGAAAAUUGCACAGGAACACAUAGUACAUCAUUUCAUGGCCUCUGCCUGGCCCACUUGCACAACUGUAACAGUAGCUGUCUGCAAAGAUAUGAAAGAAACAUCUGUGAAAGAGAAACUGAAGAUUGUCAAUUUUCACCCUGCAAAAAUGGAGCAACCAGUAUUCAUUUGGCUUGGUAUUUCUUCUUUACAAGAUGUGAAACAGAUACUAAUGAGUAUGUGUCACAGCCCUUCAAGAAAGCAGCCACCUGCAUUGACCAACCAGGUAAUUACUUCUGCCAAUAUGUAGCUCCAUUUAAAGUGGUUGGUGGCCUUUCCUGCCUAUGCAACCCAGGUUACGCUGGGCAGCGCCAUGAGUGGGACACUGAUGACUGUAUCCUGAAUGUCUGUGAGCACAAUUCAUCCUGCAAAGAUCUGCAUCUUAGCUACCAGUGUGUAUGUCUGUCUGGUUGGGAAGGAACUUUUGGUGAACAAGAAACCAAUGAGUGCAAAAAGAAUCCUUGCAAGAACAAUUCCACCUGUACUGACCUUUACAAAAGCUAUCGCUGCGAAUGUGCAUCUGGAUGGACUGGACAAAACUGUAGUGAAGAAAUAAAUGAAUGUGAUUCUGACCCAUGCAUGAAUGGAGCUCUUUGUCAUGAAUCUACCAUCCCUGGGCAAUUUGUAUGUCUCUGCCCACCCUUUUAUACUGGACAAUUUUGCCAUCAACACUCUAACCCCUGUGAUCUACUCAAUGAGUCUUGCAGAAACAAUGCAACAUGCUUGACUUCAGCAGAUGGAAAUCAUCAUUGCAUUUGUAGAGAAGGAUUUGAAGGUGAACACUGUGAAAUUGACAAGAAUGAGUGUCUCUCCCUUCCCUGCCAGAAUUAUGGUGACUGUGAAGAUGAGGUCAAUAAUUUCAGAUGUGUUUGCAGGCCUGGGUUUUCUGGACCUCUAUGCGAAACAGAAAUUAAUGAAUGCUCCUCUAAACCUUGCAAAAAUAAUGGAAUAUGUGUGGAUCUUGAAAACAGAUUUUUAUGUAAUUGUCAAUCUGGAUACCAUGGAUCUUUGUGUGAAUUGAAUGUAAAUGAAUGUAAAACCCAACCUUGUCUAGAUGGAGAAAAAUGUUCCACCAACACUGGUAGACACACCUGCCUCUGUGCUCCUGGUUAUACAGGCAUUGAUUGUGAGGUAAAUAUAGAUGAAUGCCAAUCAGAGCCCUGUCUCCAUGAAGGAGUUUGUAUUGAUGGCAUCAAUCAUUACAUCUGUGCCUGCAAGAGUGGGUUUUUUGGAAUGCACUGUGAAAGAAAUGCAAAUGAUUGCCUCUCAAAUCCUUGUCUACAUGGAAGGUGCAUAGAUCUCCUUAAUGAAUAUCAAUGUUCAUGUGAUACUGAGUGGACUGGAACAAGAUGUGAGGUCAAGAUUAAUGACUGCACAUCAAUCCCUUGUAUGAAUGGGGGCUUCUGUCAGAAGUUGGUAAAUGGAUUUACUUGCAUUUGCCCACAUGGAUACACUGGUACAUACUGUGAAAAAAUCAUCAAUAGUUGUCCUGAGCCUGACCUGAGUUUGGUCCUCUGUCUAAAUGGAGGAAUUUGUGUUGAUGAACCUGGACACACUUUUAACUGCAGAUGCCUUCCUGGAUUUUCUGGUCAAUUUUGUGAAGUUAAUAUAAAUGAAUGUACUUCAUCACCAUGUCUGCAUGAAGCAAUCUGUGAAGAUCAUAUCAAUGGGUACAUUUGCAAAUGUCAACGAGGAUGGUCUGGACAUCACUGUGAGAAGGGACUUGACAUUCCCCACUCAUGUACUCCCAGGUUAUGCAUGGAAGAUGAAUCUGGCUCCACUUGUUUAUGCAUACCCGGAUCUGUGAGCUGCUCCACUGUGCUUCUUUGUGAUGAUGAAAUAAGCAGCAUCACCAGUUCACCUCUCACCUCUCCAAGCCCAGAUGUCAUUUUUAAACAAAUAUAUACAGUGCCUGCUUCUGAGAUCUUGGUCAGUACCUUCCCAUCUGCAAAGGCUACAAAAAUAUGGACCGUAAUGAAUACUUACCUGGGCAAUGAAGCUCCAAUGCAGACUGAUAUUUUCAAGCAUGAUGUUGUUGCAACCACUGGUUUGGCAGCAUUAAGUAUUGAUAGUUUUGAAAGCUAUUUACUCAAAGAACUGAUUUCCACUAGAGAGCUUUCAGUAAAACAGAGUCUUCUUUCUUCCACAGAUGUUUCCUCCUCUCAAUUUCUGAAAUUUGGUGUUCAUGAUCCAGCACAAAUUGUCUGGGGCAAAACAUCUGCAUCACAUAUGCCUAUCCAAACUUCAGCGACUACACCAGCAUUUUUUUUUCCUCAUCAGGGAGCAAGGACCCCAUUUAUCAUCUCUUCCUUAAUGACAGAUUUUAUUUUUCCCACACCAUAUUCAUUAUUUGAGGACUAUCAGACUGUUGCCUUUUCUGCUGCCACAAUGAAUUCAAUAAUUAGUAGCAUUCCAGGAGCUGAUAUUAAGUUAAACAGGCACUCAUUACUCUCCCAUGGAUUCCUGCUCACAACUGCUUCCACAAGUGUACCUCCAAUUGUCUCUAGGAGGGCUCAAGAGGAUAUUGAAGAAUAUUCAGCUGUUUCCUUAAUUUCAAGAAGAAAGCACUGGAGAUUGCUGAACCCCUCAAUGUCUCCCAUUUUUCCUGCUAAGAUAAUUACAUCCAAACAGGUAGCCAUCUUAAACUCAUCAACUCUGCACCAAUUCAGUACACAAGCCCCCAUUCCCAGUGAAUAUUGGGUUAUUACUGAAGCAUCUAGCAACCAGAGACUCACAAACAUCAAAUCACAGGCUGCUGAUUCUUUAAGUGAAUUAAGCCAAACUUGUGCAACAUGUUCUAUGACUGAAAUAAAAUCCUCUCAUGAAUUCUCAGAUCAGGUUUUGCAUAGCAAACAGUCCCACUUUUAUGAGACAUUCUGGAUGAACUCAGCGAUAUUAGCCAGCUGGUAUGCACUAAUGGGAACUCAAACUAUCACUUCUGGGCAUUCUUUUUCUCCUCACACUGAAAUAAUACCAUCAGUAGCAUUCACAGAACUGUCAUCUUUGUUUCCGUCUAAAAAGAGUGCAAAAAGAACCAUUUUAUUUUCAUCCUUGGAAGAAUCCAGUACCCUAUCAAGUAAUUUAGAUGUUAAUUUAUGUCCGAAUGAAACUUGUUUAUCCAUCAUAUCUUCCCAAACUAUGUCUGCAGACUUGAUGUAUUCUGAUUUGACUUCAAAACUGACUACUGAUGAUUUGUCCGUAUCAGAAAACAUUUUUAAACUAUUGAGAUUAGGAAAAUAUAGUGUAACUAUGGGUCCCACUGAGGCACUAAAUCAAGACAGUUUAUUGGACAUGGAAGAGGGUAAAGUAUCUCAUCAAUUAUUCAAACUUCACACAAGCGAUAGCUCUCUAGAUUUUGAACUAAAUUUACAACAGUAUUCUGAUGUAACUUUAAAAGUAUAUUCAGAAAUCAUAUAUUCAAAUGACCUCAAAAGCAAUCGACUGCUAUAUACAGACUCAGUACCUGACUUUGCAGAAGUAACUCCUAGUGUUGGAUUUUAUACAGUGACAGCAACUGAACCAGUUCCAGUACAGACCUCUUUACCCAUGUCUCUAAUUAGACCAGAUUGGUCAUAUUAUUUGGACUAUCUGACCUCAACACCUGAUUUAAAGGAAGAGAUCAGGACUUCUUCAGAAUGGUCUAAAUGGGAACUUCAUCCUAGUGUGCGUGUUCAGGAAUCUCCUGCUGCAGGCCAGAGUCUUUCUGUCACUGGAUCUCUUACUUCACCAUCACUGGAAUCCAUCCUUGCAACUCAACAACUGAUGAUUUCUGAUUUCAGUUGUGUUUGCUAUUAUGGAGAUUCCUAUCUAGAAUUUCAGAAUGUGUUUUUAAAUUCACAAAAUAACAUCACCCUAGAAUUUCAGACCUUCAGUCCCUAUGGACUCCUGCUGCAUGUCAAGCAAGACUCAAAUUCACUAGAUGGAUUUUUUAUUCAAUUGUUUAUUGAAAAUGGUACUUUAAAGUACCACUUUUACUGUGCUGGUGAAACAAAAUUGAAAAGCAUUCACACUACUAUUAGAGUGGAUGAUGGACAAAGGUAUAGACUGUUUAUCAGGCAAGAAUUGGACCCAUGUAGAGCUGAACUGACUAUUCUAGGAAGAAUUAUAGAAAACAGCAUAUCUGUCAAUGACAUACCAGGACAACCACUGCCCAAUUCAGGAUCUGUCUUUAUUGGUGGAUUACCAGAUCUUCAUGCAAAAAAACAGAUUUCUGGACCAGUUGAGAAUUUCAUUGGCUGUAUACAAGUUAUAGAAAUCAAUAACCAGGGAACUUUCGUCCCAUCCAAGGCAGUGAAAAAAAAUCAUGUUGAAAACUGCAGAUCUCAAGAUCUGUUUCCAGAGGCCUCCGUUUUUCCUUCCGGUAUGAUGAAAGGGACUGAUUCCUGGUGCACUUCCUUCAGUUCUUCUCCUGCUGCACCAUCUGUCUGUCAGAACAACGAGUGCCACAAUGGAGGCACUUGCCGCCCCCUCUUCCUGUCAAGCACUGUCAUUUCCUUCCAGUGCGACUGUCCACUACAUUUCACAGGCCGUUUCUGCGAAAAAGAUACAGGUUUGUUUUUUCCAUAUUUCAAUGGGAAUUCCUAUUUGGAACUGCCUUUCUUUACAACCCUGGAUGAAUCAAAGUUUUUCCUGGAGAAAGAACACAGUAGAAUUGUCACCAUCUACUUGACUAUAAAAACAAAUGCGUUAAAUGGAACUAUUCUCUACAGUAUCGAGAGUAAUUUUGGAAAACAGUUCCUUCAUUUAUUUCUUCUGGAAGGAAGGCCCACAGUUAAAUAUGGAUGUGGAGGCUCUCAAAAUAUCCUGACUCUUUCUGCUAAUUAUAGCAUUAACAACAAUGUGUUCAUCCCUAUCACAAUACGCUUCACGAUGCCAGGUGACAGUCCUGGGUUUGCUUGUAUGAUUGAAAUGGCUGCUUAUGGAAAACCGCCAUUACAGAAAAAAGAUGCAGAGACUCCCAAUACCUCUCAGGUAUAUUUUGAAUCAAUAUUCCUUGGUCAUGUCCCUGAAAAUGUAAAGAUCCAUAAGCAUGUGGGCCACAUUCAUGGGUUCAGGGGCUGCAUUAGAGAACUUCAAGUAAACAACAAAGAAUUCUUCAUUAUUGAUGAAGCACUACGUGGGAGGAACGUCAAGAACUGCCAAGUGCCCUGGUGUUCCCGUCAUCUAUGCCAUAACAACAGUACUUGCAUCAGCGACAGUGACAACUGGUUUUGUGAGUGUCCAAGGCUGUACUCUGGCAAGCUGUGCCAGUUUGCAAGUUGUGAAAACAGCCCAUGUGGAAAUGGUGCCACCUGUGUUCCCAAAUCAGGAACAGACUUUGCCUGCCUCUGCCCGUAUGGGAGAUCUGGACUCCUCUGCACUGAUGCUAUUAAUAUUACUCAGCCCAGUUUCAGUGGCACGGAUGCCUUUGGAUACACUUCGUUCCUGGCUUAUUCACGGGUUUCAGACAUCAGCUUCAGUUAUGAAUUCCACUUGAAGUUUCAGCUGGCGAACAAUCACUCAGCACUGCAAAACAAUUUGAUAUUUUAUACUGGACAGAAAGGCCAUGGGCUCAAUGGCGAUGACUUCCUGGCAGUGGGUCUGCUGAACGGCAGUGUGGUUUACAGUUAUAACCUGGGAUCUGGCAUAGCAAGCGUCAGGAGCGAGCCCCUUGAUCUGAGCCUUGGAAUCCACACUGUCCAUCUGGGGAGGUUCUUCCAAAUGGGCUGGAUGAAGGUAGAUGACCAUAAAAAUAAGUCUGUCAUAUCCCCAGGAGAACUGGUCGGUCUCAAUGUCUUCAGUCAGUUUUAUGUAGGUGGUUACAGUGAAUACACUCCAGAUCUCUUACCAAAUGGAGCCAAUUUUAAAAAUGGUUUUCAAGGUUGCAUUUUCGAUAUUGAAGUUCGCACAGAGAAGGAAGGCCGUUUCAGAGGCCUUGGAGUUCCCGAGGGCCACCCGAAUGCAGGGCGCAGCGUUGGCCAGUGUGAGGCUUCUCCUUGCAGUGUCAUGAAAUGUGGCAAUGGGGGAACGUGCGUAGAGAGUGGAUCUACUGUUUACUGUAACUGUUCUGCAGGGUGGAAAGGAGCAUUCUGCACAGAGACAGUCACUUCCUGCGAUCCUGAACAUGACCCUCCUCACCGCUGCAGCAAAGGAGCAACAUGUAUUUCAUUGCCUCAUGGAUACACCUGUUUCUGUCCUCUAGGAACCACUGGAAUCUACUGUGAACAAGCACUAAUCCCCAACAUGGUCUUGAAAAAUCCACAAGCAGCAGAGUGGAAGGUCAAGGAGGAAACUUUAUCUAUAAGUGAUCCAUCUUUCAGAAGUAAUGAGUUAUCCUGGAUGUCUUUUGCUUCUUUUCCUAUUCGAAAAAGAACACAUAUUAAAUUGCAGUUUCAGCCUCUUGCUGCAGAUGGCAUCCUAUUUUACGUUGCACAACACUUAAAAGUGCAAUCAGGUGACUUUUUUUGUCUCUCCAUAGUAAAUGGUUUUGUUCAGCUUCGCUAUAACCUUGGUGACAGAACUCUCAUUCUGGAAACUCUCCAAAAAGUAACUAUCAAUGGAAGCACUUGGCAUGUGAUUAAAGCAGGACGUAUUGGUGCUGAAGGCUACUUGGAUCUAGAUGGGAUAAAUGUAACAGGAAAAGCCUCUGCUAAAAUGAGUUUUCUGGAUACGAAUACAGACUUCUAUAUUGGAGGAGUAUCAUCUUUACAUCUUGUAAAUCCCAUGGCCAUAGCAAAUGAACCUCUGGGUUUUCAAGGUUGCAUUCGAGAAGUUAUUAUAAAUAAUCAAGAAUUGCAGUUAUCUGAAUUAGGGGCAAAAGGUGGCUCUAAUGUGGGUGACUGUGAUGGGACAGCUUGUGGGUACAAUGUAUGCAGAAAUGGGGGUAAAUGCACAGUAAAUGGUACAACCUUUUCUUGUAGAUGUUCACCACAUUGGGCUGGAAAUACAUGUAACCAGCCUGUGUACUGUUUGAAUAAUCUUUGUCGCCACCAAUCUCUAUGUAUACCUACUCAAUCACUUUCUUACAGUUGUCUGUGUACUUCAGGUUGGGUGGGAAGGUACUGUGAAAACAAAACUUCAUUUUCAACUGCAAAGUUCAUGGGUAAUUCUUACAUUAAAUACAUUGAUCCAAAUUACAGAACAAGGAACCUUCAGUUCACAACUGUAUCCUUAAAUUUCAGUACUACUGAAACAGAAGGCUUAAUUAUAUGGAUGGGGAAAGCUCAAAAUGAAGAAAAUGACUUUCUAGCUAUUGGGCUUUAUAAUAAAACCUUGAAAGUAGCAGUUAACCUAGGAGAAAGAGUCUCUGUAUCCAUGAGGUAUAGCAAAGUCACAUUCUGUUGCAACAAAUGGCACCAUAUAGUUUUAAUUCAAAACCAAACUCUUAUCAAAGCCUACUUAGAUAGUAGUCUAAUCCUUUCUGAGGACAUUGAUCCAUACAAAAAGUUUGUUGCCCUAAAUUAUGAUGGUAUUUGCUAUUUCGGAGGCUUUGAAUAUGGUCGAAAGGUAAAUGUUGUUACUCAGGAGAUUUUUAAGAGAGACUUCAUUGGCAAAAUUAAAGAUGUUGUAUUUUUUCAGGAUCCCCAAAAAAUUGAUUUAAUUAAAUCAGAGGGAUAUAAUGUUUAUAAUGGAGAUGAACAAUAG